UUUUGACUGUCAGGGCCUGGGGUUGUUGGCUUACCUUGCUCCAGAGUAUGACGUCAACUGACUCCAUCUAAGCAAGUGGUGGUUGCCUUCCCAAACCACAAUGUGGCUAACUGUCAAGCUUCUCUUAGGCAGGAGGUGCUUACUCCAAGUCUCAGAGAAUGAGAAAGUAUUUAUGUUAAAACGACUAGUGUCGAAACAGCUUCAUGUCCCCGAGAAACAGCAGCGGCUACUCUUCAGAGGCCAGGUCCUGGCUGAUAACAAGCGUCUCUCCGACUACUGUAUUGGACCCAAUUCUACCCUCAAUGUGAUCCUCCGUCCCUUGGAGAAGGCAUCCCCUGAGAGGCCUUCCCAGUCUCAGUCUCCUUCUCAGUCCCAGUCCUUGUGGCCUCAGCUUAUGAAGAUUCUGGCCAAACAUUUUAGCCCACAGGAUGCAGAGAAAGUCCUUAGCCAGCUAAAAGAUGAGCACAAGAAGUGUCUGCAACACAUGAGCCUGGACGACCUGGAGCGAAUCUCAAAACUCUUACUUUCAGAAAAGAAGCACCUAGGAGCCUCUGGCUCUACUGUCCAGUCCAAAGGUGAUAUGGAGCCCCGAGGAGAUAUGAAAUGCAAUGUAGCACCCAAGGACGGCUUAAAACCAGAAAAGUCACCUGGUAAAUAAACCUGACAAGUCUG
Messenger RNA from Trichosurus vulpecula (common brushtail), 672 nucleotides. RefSeq names its product ubiquitin like 4B (gene UBL4B). The record is from RefSeq and is a predicted model, not a curated record. NCBI's taxonomy places the organism in Eukaryota, Metazoa, Chordata, Mammalia, Diprotodontia, Phalangeridae. The transcript has a single exon. The coding region runs from base 101 to 658 and encodes 185 amino acids. Gene Ontology annotation, molecular function: protein binding.